UCGAUGAUGUUGGGCAUGUGGUCCUUGCUCUUCCUCUGGGGUCUGGCGACUCCGUGCCAGGGGCUACUUGAGACGGUGGGCACGCUGGCUCGGAUUGACAAAGAUGAACUUGGCAAAGCCAUCCAGAACUCGCUGGUUGGAGGGCCCAUUCUGCAGAACGUGCUGGGCACAGUCACAUCUGUGAACCAGGGCCUCCUGGGCUCUGGGGGACUGCUCGGAGGAGGCGGCCUGCUGAGCUAUGGAGGGAUUUUUGGCGUUGUGGAGGAGCUUUCUGGGCUGAAGAUUGAGGAGCUCACACUGCCGAAGGUGUCGCUGAAGCUGCUGCCUGGGUUUGGGGUGCAGCUGAGCCUGCACACCAAGGUGGGCCUGCAUGGCUCUGGGCCCCUGGGGGGCCUCCUGCAGCUGGCCGCGGAGGUGAACGUGUCAUCGCGGGUGGCUCUGGGCGUGAGCUCUCGGGGCACGCCCACGCUCGUCCUCAAGCGCUGCAGCACGCUCCUGGGCCACAUCAGCCUGCUCUCGGGGCUGCUGCCCGCACCGCUCUUUGGGGUCGUGGAGCAGACCCUCUUCAAGGUGCUCCCGGGAUUGCUGUGCCCCAUGGUGGACAGUGUGCUGGGCGUGGUGAAUGAGCUCCUGGGGACUGCACUGAGCCUGGUGCCCAUUGGGGCUCUUGGGUCCGUGGAAUUUACUCUGGCCACGCUGCCUCUUAUCUCUAACCAGUACAUAGAGUUGGAUAUCAACCCCAUCGUGAAAAGCGUAGCCGGUGACAUCAUCGACUUCCCCAAGCCCCCGAAGCCCAUCAAGGUGCCCCCCAAGGAUGACCACACAUCUCAGGUGGUUGUGCCUCUGUACCUCUUCAACACUGUGUUUGGGCUUCUGCAGGCCAACGGUGCCCUCGACAUAGACAUCACCCCCGAGCUGGUUCCCAGCAACGUGCCAUUGACAACGACAGACCUGGCAGCUUUGGUCCCCGAGGCCCUGGGAAAGUUGCCCCCGGGCCAGCAGCUCCUGCUCUCGAUACGGGUGAAAGAGGCAGCCUCGGUCACUCUCCAGAACAAGAAGGCCACAGUGUCUAUCCCAGCUAACAUCCGUGUGCUGUCCUACCGCCCUAAAGGGACCCCUGAAGCCCUAUUCGAGCUGAAUGCGGUUUUGACUUUAAAUGCCCAGCUGGCCCCCUCGGCUACCAAGCUGCACCUCUCGCUGUCCCUGGAACGGCUUCAUGUCAAGCUGGCCUCCUCCUUUGCCCACGCCUUUGAUGCAUCCCAUUUAGAAGAAUGGCUCAGUGAUGUGGUCCGGGUGGCCUACGUGCCGAAGCUCAAUGUGGACCUGGAUGUUGGAAUUCCCCUGCCUAAGGUUCUCAAUGUCAAUUUUGCCACUGCAGCCCUGGAGAUCAUAGAGAACGCUGUUGUGCUGACCGUGGCAUCCUGAAGCUGAGAGACGGCCACCUUCCCUCCCCGUUCACUGCCAGAGUCUGUACACCUGCCCACUCUGCCUCAGUUUCCCUCCCAGCCUCUAGCCUGCGUCGGUGACAGUAUUAGUGUCCCUUACCCACCCAGGACCACCCAGGACCACCCAGGUGCUCUGGCCCUGCAGCUCUGCCCCCCGGCCUGGGGUGGGGACUACAGGGCUGGCCACAGGACUCCGCUUCGAAGAGAGCUCUGGCCUCAGGGGAGAGUUGUGAGCUUUCAAUAAACCACUCCUCUAUCUCA
Messenger RNA from Felis catus (domestic cat), 1706 nucleotides. It is a transcript of the gene BPIFB3, whose product is annotated as BPI fold containing family B member 3. Gene Ontology annotation, molecular function: lipid binding. The coding region runs from base 4 to 1425 and encodes 473 amino acids. The record is from RefSeq and is a predicted model, not a curated record. Lineage: Eukaryota; Metazoa; Chordata; Mammalia; Carnivora; Felidae. The transcript is spliced from 15 exons.